Molecule: messenger RNA, 1497 nt
Organism: Microthlaspi erraticum
Lineage: Eukaryota; Viridiplantae; Streptophyta; Magnoliopsida; Brassicales; Brassicaceae
Source: the annotation of a GenBank genome assembly
AUGAGACCAGAACUUCCUGGGUUUUAUUACGACGAGGAGAAGAACAGAUACUUCCCCAUUAAAGGCCCUAUCCCUGGUUCAAAAUCUGUUACUUCUUCAAGAACGAAACGAAAAAAAGCCGACCCAGUGCCUGUACAGGAACCUAAUUAUCAGAAGAGAACGAAACUAAAAGCAUUGAAGCUACUUUAUACACGAGAGCUAAGUGGCAAUGUGAUUCGUCUCAAUAAGAAGAAGUCUAACUUCAAGGAGGAGAUCCAAAAGACACAAGCCUCUAAUCCUGUGGUAUGGAGAUAUGGAUCGACGGAACACCUAGGCGAUGCUGCUUUGAAAAAGUUUCAGACUGAUGUACAAACAUCUGCAGGCUUGACUCCAAGGAACAUCUUAAUAGCAGGCAGUACAGAAGGCUGCUUGAGCGUACUGAGAGUUUCCGAAGCUGGAAAUGUACUCUUUGACGAGUCUGAAGCUCAAGAUUUUGAUGGUGGAAUCGAGUGCGAUCCAGAUUGUCUUCUUCCUCGCAAAGUAAAAGAUGCAGAGUUAGUGAAACCACCUAGACUCUUAUGGAAACCUGCACGCUCUCGAUUACAUGCGUUAUCUAGUAUCUCUUCUAUUCAGUUGAUUGGGAAACAGGAUGAAUCUGAAAUCUUCCAGAGUGUGAAACGGGCAUUGAUAACUACUCUGGGAUCAACUGGCUGUGGAUCAAUCUUUUUCUUGAAUCUUGCUGAGGAACCGUAUAUGGUCUCUCCACGAAGCCUCCAAGGGAAUGUUUCCUCUAAGUGUACCAUUUGGACAGCUGAUUGCAGUACAAGUGGGAGUCAUGCAGCUAUUGGUACCGACCUAGGAGCAGCUUUGGUUGAUUUGGAAACAGGAGCAGGUUCAUACUUUCUCCGAAGCAAAAGCGAUGUAUUAGCGCUACAGUUUCAUCAAUCGGGAAACAUUGUUCAAUGCGGGCUCAGAAAUGGAGCCAUUGUGUCGGUUGAUGUACGUGAGAGACCAGGGAGACCUUUCCCAAGCCUCACUAGACACAACAUACCAACCGGUCAAAAUAGUAAAAACCGUGAUAAAUUCUUCGAGCUUAGAGGAAACAUAAAUCCGUCUCGUGUAAUCUAUAUGCCUACAUCUCUUACAUGCCUGAAGACACUGGAAACUUAUGAUCAGUACUUAAUGGCAAGCUCCAUGGAUGGAACGAUUAAGCUAUUCGAUCAACGCAUGGUUAAGAGAGGAGUCGCUGUACAGAAAUAUGAAGGACAUGUAAAUUCUCAUACUCGCAUCGAAUUUGGCAUCGACCCUUCAGAAAGAUUUCUUAUUUCAGGAGGAGAGGACUGCUAUACUCGCAUUUGGAGUAUCAAAUCUGGUCAACUUUUGUCUGCAAAUAAAUUCUCCAACACUGUCCCUUCAGUUGUGUGUUGGUCUUCUGUUAAAAGGCAAAGAGAAAUGAAAGACGGCAUUGUUCACGGUGCAUGGCUUGGAUCACGCGAAGCAAUAUUCAACGUGUUCUAA